AUGGGAAAGUUUAAUGGCCAUUUUUACCCAGGGUUAUAUAUUUUCUCUUAUGGACUGUAUCAAGCAAUAGUGGUCUCCAAGGCCAUGGUAUUCAAUGACUCACUCCAGUAUUUUUCAUGCCUUCCCAAAAAUAAAGGGAGAUGGGCCAAGCUGUGGAAAAUAUCCUAUGGAAGCUUGUUGAAGAUAGCGACUGGCUCCAUGUUAGCAGUUUAUGUGGUUUUCUGUCUUGAUGAUGGGAUGGUGCUGAUGAGUACACAGGUACCACCAAGGUUUGUCUACCCCAAAGAGUGGCAACACAUCACCAUGUUCAACCUCUUCAACCUCAGUGGCUGUGUAGAUGUCAUGAGCAGGAAUGUGCUGCCUCAGAGGUGUGUGGUAUUAGAAAAGGCUGCCAUGGUUCUGAGCUUUUACGAGCUCCUGCUGCUGCUGGUGUCACAUGCUAAGGACACAUCAGGGGUGGAGCUACACGUUCAUUCUCUGCUCAUCUUGGUGGUGUCACUGCUGACCCUGGUGUUGACCGCACAACUGUGGGCUUCAAGGAUGUUUCACCUCCAGCUCAUGGAGGCCUUUCUGUUUCUGAUGAUGGGCUCCUGGCUGACGCAGGCGGGUUUUAUUUUUAGACCAGUCUCUGGCUAUCCAUGGGAGGAUGAUGACAUCGGUGACCUCAAGUUUGUCACCACUUUUUUCUGCUGGCAUUUGAUAAUCAAUGCCUUGUGCCUAAUGGGAAUCUAUGGCUUCUCUUCCUUUUGGCAUCGUUGCUACAGACCGACCUUGAAGCCAAUGGGGUCCAAAGAAGCUUCCUACCACAAGAGCACUCCAGGACCCCUUUAUAGGCUGCUGCAGGAAGGGGAGCAGCUAAAGAAAGAUGACCAGGCUCUCCUCCUCCCAAAGAGCUCACCCUGUGACAGGGCCUAG
Castor canadensis (American beaver) is the source of this 915-nucleotide messenger RNA. Its product is annotated as transmembrane epididymal protein 1. The record is from RefSeq and is a predicted model, not a curated record. NCBI's taxonomy places the organism in Eukaryota, Metazoa, Chordata, Mammalia, Rodentia, Castoridae.